Messenger RNA from Caenorhabditis elegans, 979 nucleotides. It is a transcript of the gene T20F7.3, whose product is annotated as Kinase. Gene Ontology annotation, biological process: inositol phosphate biosynthetic process. The record is from RefSeq and is marked reviewed. The transcript is spliced from 4 exons. The coding region runs from base 1 to 843 and encodes 280 amino acids. Lineage: Eukaryota; Metazoa; Nematoda; Chromadorea; Rhabditida; Rhabditidae. Gene Ontology annotation, molecular function: kinase activity.
AUGUUGUUUCUUGCUAUCUUUUUACAUGCGUCAGUACAUUUUCAGCAAUCUUCUUCAAUUAUGGCGUACAAAAAUCAAGUAGGUGGACGUGCCGAGAUCAUCAAAGUUUUUGGAGAUCAUUUGUUGAAGCCCACAACAUUUUACGAAGUGGAGAGUUACUUGAAAAUGAGCAGAUCAAUUGCGGAUAUUGCACCCGAUUGCUGUUACAUUUUCUCGUUUGGAAAGGUUAUUUCUCUCAAGAAGUGCACUGUCUGUUCUGAUCCAAUGUCCAUGAAAACAAUCAAUUUGCUCUUUUCUAAUCAAGCAUCUGGACACUACCUUCUUAUGAAAGACGAAGCCCACGCAGCGGUUUCCCCGCGGAUUCUUGACUUAAAGCUUGGCACCAGAACUCACAGUGAUUAUAUCUCGGAGGAGAAGAAGAUUAAUCAUAUCAAAAAAUCAUUAAGCACUACGACUGCUGUACUCGGACUUCGACUUAGUGGAGCAAGUUUCGGAAGAGGAGAGGUCAAGUGGACUAAGGAAGACGGCAAACGGAUGAACGCUGAAACUUUCAAAAGAGCUAUGAAACACUUCUUCGAUGUUUCUCAGCCGAAGAAAAAUGCAGCAAAACGCCAACUUCUGAAGAUCAAAGCAUCCUUGAAAUCGAAUGAAAAUACUCGAUUCUUUGGAAGUUCAUUGCUGGUCAUCAUUGAUGACGACGUCGAAAGUCCGGAAGCAUCCGUCAAAGUCAAACUCAUUGACUUUGCAAGCAUGGCUCGUUCAGAAUACAAUGCGCCACAAUACAAGGGAGCCGACGUUGGAGCUCUUCUUGGAGUUACCAAUCUACUACAGAUCUUGAACUAAAGCAUAAUCAGUUUUCUUGAACUUUUUGUUGGUUGUAAUGUUUUACUGGUUUCAAAAUUGCAUAAGUAUUUAAAUAAUUGAAGUUGGUUUCAGAGGUUAAUAAAGUACCAUAAUAUAAACUGUCUGCUGUGGAAAA